Osmia lignaria (orchard mason bee) is the source of this 1302-nucleotide messenger RNA. RefSeq names its product UDP-glucose 4-epimerase. Gene Ontology annotation, cellular component: cytosol. Gene Ontology annotation, molecular function: UDP-glucose 4-epimerase activity. The record is from RefSeq and is a predicted model, not a curated record. Gene Ontology annotation, biological process: beta-D-galactose catabolic process via UDP-galactose, Leloir pathway. NCBI's taxonomy places the organism in Eukaryota, Metazoa, Arthropoda, Insecta, Hymenoptera, Megachilidae.
CUACUUUACUUUCCUGAAUCAGAAGACGACGCAAGUAGUUGAGACCAGUUGAGACGAAGUCAGUGGCUACGCGACCGUAUCCUCGAAUCCUUUCCAGUUGGUUUGACGUGCUCAUUACUCAUAAUUUUACGUUUACUAGAAGUAUGACUACAGAUUGGAGAACAAUUUUCGUAACCGGAGGGGCCGGUUACAUUGGUAGUCAUUGUAUCGUCGAACUUUUGGAAAGCGGAUACGAUGUUGUUGCAAUAGAUAACUUUGCUAAUAGCGUAACCGAAGGUGGCGGUGAAUCUGCGGCUCUUAAAAGAGUCGAACAAAUAACAGGAAAAAAGGUCACAUUUUAUAAUUGCGAUCUCAUCGAUCGGGAUAAACUUGAAACAGUAUUUAACAAGCACAAAAUAGAUUGCGUGAUUCAUUUCGCGGCAAUAAAGGCGGUCGGAGAAUCGAUGCAAGUUCCACUUCAUUAUUAUCGAAAUAAUAUUAUUGGUGCCAUUAAUUUAUUAGAGGUAAUGAAAGCUGCUGGAUGCUUUCAGUUAGUAUUUAGCAGUUCUUGUACCGUAUACGGAGAACCGAAUGAACUUCCGAUUACAGAGGAGCAUCCGACUGGUAACAUUACAAAUGUAUACGGUAGAACAAAGUAUUUCAUUGAAGAAAUGCUUAAAGAUAUAUCAAGGGCUGAGAAGAGUUGGAACAUUAUUUCUCUAAGAUACUUCAACCCAGUAGGUGCUCAUCCAAGUGGUUUAAUUGGGGAAGAUCCCACAAAACCAUUUACGAAUUUAAUGCCAUACAUAGCGCAGGUGGCCUUAAGACACAAGCCUGAACUUAUUAUUUUUGGAGGCAAUUAUCCUACAAAAGACGGUACAGGUAUACGUGAUUAUAUUCACGUUAUGGAUUUAGCGGCUGGCCACGUAGCGGCAUUAAACGCUUUGCAUAAACAACAUUCAAGAUUAAAGAUUUAUAAUUUAGGCACUGGAAAGGGUGUAUCUGUGCUUGAAUUAAUUAAAACCUUUGAGAAUGUCACAGGAACAACAGUACCGUACGUUAUAAAAGAUAGAAGAGAGGGUGAUAUUGUAUCUAUGUAUGCUAACACAGACUUAGCAGAAAAAGAAUUAGGAUGGAGAACAAAGUAUAAUGUUGAACAAAUGUGUGAAGAUUUCUGGAGGUGGCAAACAAUGAAUCCACAUGGUUACCGUGUUUCGAUGAAAAACGGUACUAGUGAACAUAUAAAUGGUACUUCAUAAUGUUAUUUACUGUCAAUGAAAAGCGAUUAAUUUAUGGUAUUAAAUAAACAAGAGAUCAAACAAA